Gorilla gorilla gorilla (western lowland gorilla) is the source of this 2218-nucleotide messenger RNA. RefSeq lists its product as uncharacterized. Lineage: Eukaryota; Metazoa; Chordata; Mammalia; Primates; Hominidae. The record is from RefSeq and is a predicted model, not a curated record. Bases 1 to 1269 code for a protein of 422 amino acids. The transcript has 6 exons.
AUGGCUAUUUACAACCAAGGAAUCUCACAACGUAUGUCAUUCCCCUGUUACCCCUAUGAGAGCUGGUGCUGGUACACAUUGCUGGGAGACUUGAGGACAGAUAACAUCACUGGAUCCCUUGCAGACAUUCCCCAGAAUCAGCCUGGAAUGUGGACGCGCUUCCUCCGGAGCCGGACCCCCGCCCUGGCCUCCCCGCGGGAUGAGGCGGGUCAGUUCAGUCCGCUUCUCGGCAGAGGUGACUCGCGCAGAGAUGUAAACACGGAGAGACCAGCUGCGCUCGGCCCAUCCCCCCCGCCGGGGUCUGUAACCUCUUCCCUCAGCUCUGCCCCGCGCCCCGCGCUCCCCGCGGGCAGGCGCGCAGCGCGCCUUCCCCUUUCUCCAAGUCCCGCUCCGCGACCGUUGCCUGGGGACACUCAGCCCCCUUCCCCCAGCCCCCGGCCGGUGUCACCGCCGCAGCCGCCGGAAAACCCCUCCGCAAACCCCGAAGCAAACAACACAAGCGCGGGGCGGGGGCGCGGAGGGAGGCGGCGGCAGUCGGGACAGCCAGGCUUUAUCGCCGCGCCCUUCGCGCUCCCUCUCACCAGCCUCGGCUGCCCGCGCUCUUACCUGCUCUCCGCGACGCCUGGGAAGACCGCGGCGUCCUUUUCCCUCUCAGCAGGGCCGCGGACUAGCCGCCGCCGUUGGCCGAGCGUCCGGAGGGAGCCGGGGCCUCCCCAGCAGCCCGAGCCGCUCCACAGGGAGAGAAGGAGACAAAACAGAGGCUCGCCGCCCCGCGCAGCGACCCCCGCCCGCGCCGCCCCACCGACCCCCAACCGCCUAGGCGACGGCGGCGACACAGAGCUCGGCGCUGGGAGCAAUGGUUGCCCCCGCCCCGCUCCGCUCCCGGCCCCCUCCCUCCACCCCCCGCCUCGGCUCCUCCCCCUCGGCCUCCUGCCGCCGCCACCAGGACACUGGAGUCCGCCUCCCCCUCCCCGCCAGCUCAGAGUGCUCCUCCCCUCCCCACGCGGCGGGGGGGCGGGGGCGGCACCGCCAGUCACCGCAGCGCCUGUCAAACGCGGGCCGGCUAUUUAUACCCCGCGGGGCCCCGCCGCCCUCGAGGCCCCACCAGCCCGCCGAACCUGCUUCUUUUGCUGUCUUGAAUCCCGCCCUCUUCUCCUCGCCCAACUUCUCCCAAACCCGCCUUCCCAGAACCUGGACAAUGAGUCCACUUGCAGUACCAGCUUUAGGCCCAGAGGAGACAUGAGACAUCAAUCAACAUAUGUAAAAUGAACAUUGGUUUGGACUCUGAGGUGAGGAGGGAGCUUGGAGGCUUUCAGAUCACAGGGCCGGAUGUGGUGGCUCAUGCCUGUAAUCCCAGCACUUUGGGAGGACAAGGUUCGGGAUGGCACAUUCCUAAUUCCCUCUUGACCACAAAAUGUGAGGAUCUAGCCUCAAAUCUGCAACGCUUUCGUCUAAGAAAAAAAUUGUUUUUAAAUUUCCAUUUAACAGAAAUACAGAUGCAGAGCCAUAUAAUCAUCGGUCUUUGAUCACUCAGCAAAUCACAGAACAAGGAACAAAUCCUAGAGGAGAUGACAGGCCAGUUUUUGACCCUAUAGCCCAGCAACCUCAACACGGAACUGGAACCCUUUCCCACAUUAAUGGCAAGGCAAGCAAGUGACAGAUUUUUACUUUUUAGUUCAAUCUUUUUAAAUCAAUUAUAAAAGAUGACAGAUAUACACCUCUCUUGGGAUACUUUAGAUAGGGCCUUAUAUAAGUAUUAUAUGUCCUAAAAUCAGGCAGAUCUUUCUUUAUCCCCGUCACAUAUUUUACAUUUCUGAAAGUAAAACAGGAAAUUACUUCAAGAAAAUGCCUGGAAGAAAAGCAAAUAUUUUCAAAUAUUCAGAAGAAUGGAAUUUUUCAAAAAUUAAAAGUUGCCAAAGGGAGCCAGGCACCUGGAACCUCAGUGCUUUGAGAGGCUGAGACAGGAUGAUCACUUGAGGCCAGCAGUUUGAGACCAGCCUGGGUAACAUAGUGAGACCCUGUCUCUAUAAAAAAUAAAAAAAUUAGCCGGACCUGGUGGUGCAUGUCUGCAGUCAUAGCCACUCCGAAGUCUGGGGUGGGAGGAUCACUUCAGCCCAGCAGUUUGAGGCUGAAGUGAGCUAUAAUCACGCCACUGCACUCCAGCCUGGGCAAGAGAGCAAGAUCAUCUCUUAAAAAAAGGGAAAAUAAAAUAAAAUAA